Rhagoletis pomonella (apple maggot) is the source of this 559-nucleotide messenger RNA. RefSeq lists its product as uncharacterized. The record is from RefSeq and is a predicted model, not a curated record. NCBI's taxonomy places the organism in Eukaryota, Metazoa, Arthropoda, Insecta, Diptera, Tephritidae.
UUUGUGCUGCCCUCAAACCUGAGAAAAUGCUGCGUUCUUUAUAUGAGAAUGAAACAGAUAAAAGGCUACCCUGUCACAAAUCAGCUGUUUGGUACUUUGUGUGUUUAUUAUUUUUUGGAAUUGAUCGGUGCAAAUAAUAUUUAUACUAAAACAUAAAAGGAAAUAGUAUUUAUAAUGGAGGAGGAAACAAAUGAGAGCCUGUGCAUUAAGCGCAUAAUUAGUAAGUAUAAAUAGCACACAAUUUCUUCGCAUUGCAAAUAAUAAAAAUAAAUGUGUUGUGAUUGCAGUGUGGACAGAAGGUGAAACGCGACUUCUGCUCGAUAAGUACAGGAGCUACCUGCCUGAAAUUGGUCCGAUGAAAGCCAUGCGUAACAAAAAAGAAAUGUGGGUGAGGAUAUCUACAGAGAUUGAAGGAAGAACGGCAAAGCAAUGCGAGGAUAGGUAUAAAACUUUGAUAAAAAGGAAGAAAACAGCGGUAGAAAACAACCAUACGUCUGGAGCUAAGAGGCAGAGAAUCGAGUUCGCCCAAGAGCUCGAAACCAUAGCCGCAAUUGAUGAC